Messenger RNA from Gymnodraco acuticeps, 1922 nucleotides. RefSeq names its product phospholamban (gene pln1). Gene Ontology annotation, cellular component: membrane; sarcoplasmic reticulum. The transcript has 2 exons. Lineage: Eukaryota; Metazoa; Chordata; Actinopteri; Perciformes; Bathydraconidae. Gene Ontology annotation, molecular function: ATPase inhibitor activity. The coding region runs from base 270 to 431 and encodes 53 amino acids. Gene Ontology annotation, biological process: negative regulation of calcium ion import into sarcoplasmic reticulum; negative regulation of ATPase-coupled calcium transmembrane transporter activity; negative regulation of heart rate. The record is from RefSeq and is a predicted model, not a curated record.
CAGCAUUGGAGAGCGAUGCAUAUCUGACAUUUCUCUCUCAAACUCCCAGCAGCUCUGUUCUCAUCUGAAAGCAGCAGAGAGAAGAGAAGAGGCUUAACAAGGACUUAACCAUUUUAUGCUAGUCUACCAAAAACACCUGACCUGAGCUCACCUGCAGCAGUUUGACUUCACCUGAAACCAGCCUGAGUUUCUCGCUGCAAACAGGCCCAGCAGCCUGACCCAGCUCUCUGCUUUCUUAACAAAAAUCAAUCAAAAUCUAACCUGUCCCCAUGGAGCGUGUCCAGCACAUGACCAAGUCUGCCAUACGUCGAGCAUCCAUGAUCGAGGUGACUCCCCAGGCCAAGAGGAACCUGCAGGAACUCUUCGUCAACUUCACCCUCAUCCUCAUCUGCCUGCUGCUCAUCUACAUCAUCGUCCUGCUGAGCAGCUGAGGGCCACAGGAGCCUGACACCGUGCAACAUGGCAGAUCUCUGUGGACGAGGGUUGGGUUGAGAUCUAUUAAGCAAUAAUUUAUCAGCUCCAUUUUUACAGCUUAAUUCCUGACAGCUAUGAAGAACGAUCAUGUGGUCCAUGUGAAAACAAUAUCUGGCCAAACCCUGUUAAAAAAUGGGAGCUUCCCUGCCUCUUUUUCUUGAGGGAAUGAUCCAGCUUCAAUAGUUUAAACUUCCCUGAAACAUUUCAUGUAUUUUUAUGCUGCUCUUUCAGUCCCUGCUUACAUUAAUAAAGUGUUCAGGUUGAUUUAACCUCUUUAUUCAAGCCAUGUUGCAUUUCAGUGUCUCCUGCUUUAAGGGAAGUAUAUGUAAUAUUGCAUUACAAUGUAUGAAAAAAGACUAGACUUAUGUUAAAUAUUGUGUAGAGUUAUGAUAUAAUAACAGUAAACUCUAGAAAUCUCUAACUUGAAUCAAGGAGUUUCAUUUGCUCAACUUGUUAAUGUGUAAGCAGUCAUAAAGGACUAGUGUUAAGCCACAUAUACAAUAAUAUGCUACACUUUUGAAGACAUAAGACGUAUUUUAAUUUACAUUUUAACCAGAUAAAGGGUUUCAGUCAACAGGUGUCUGAAAAAUACCUUUAUGCACAUUUGGCACCCUGUAAACACUUCCUCUGGAACUUAUCUUUGAAAACAAAUUGAGCUAACGUUAGCAUUAGCUCGCAGCCACAUCCAGUCAAACCUUAUGAAGAAUGUGAAACUGCUUUAUUCAGAGUCUUUACUGGUUUUACUCACCGUUUCCACUUGUUUUGGAGAGGGUCUUUCUGGUUAAUUCGGAUUGUCGUAAAAAAAUAAAUAAAACACGCCUAAAUGUCUGCAUAUUUCGUAAACAGAGAACCAAGAUGAUAAUGUUAGCUUCUGAGCUAACGUUAGCUGUUAGCUCGCAGCCCCUACAUUCUAUGUAAGCCGAAUUGCGUUGGAAAAAUAAUGAGUUUAAACAUGAAACAGUUUUAUUUAGUGUUUUAACUGUUUUUCUCACAUUGUACAUUAUUUUCGAAGAGAAGUAGAGCACUGUGGCUAGUUCGCUCGACAUGAUAGUGUAAGCAUUGGAGUGAGAGUUCAUGUGUUUGAGCUGAGCAUGCGCAGUCUCAUUAGUUAUGGCUUCUACGUAGUUACCUACCUUACCUGCAUGUGUUCCUAAAGGUGCACAUGAACAUUUCUCUCAUUUAAUUCACUAUGUGAGUUAUGGACUACUUUGCUUGGUUUUUAAAGUGUGCAAAUAGAGAUUUGUAAACAUACGCUCACCACAAACAACCUGAUAAAGACCUUAUGAGUGUAUAAGUUGUUGCAGACUUCACUUAGCAUGGUGUGAUUUCACUUAAUGUUGUUAUUGAGGAAACAAGCAGUUCUUAUAUGUGUUUAAAGAUUGCAUCACCUGACUUUUAAACUGAAACGCUAAUGGUCAGUGAAAUUAAAGUGUUUUCUCUUUCUGGAA